GUUUUCAAAUUAUAACCAUUAAAACCGAAAAAUUAAAUUUCCAAUUUUUUUUUUUUUAAAAAAAAAAAAACGACCAAACCAACAAUCCCUCACCUUUAGGUUCAUGACAAAAAUAUGACACGUGUCUAUAUUUGUUGGUGAUUGAUACUCGUACAAAUGUAUUGAUGACUGAUGGCAUUUAAUUUUUUUGUGUUCUUUUUCUCAUUUUCUAGCCAAAAUUUUCCCUGGAAAAACUUUCUUCAUGGCGAAUUGGUCUCAACUUCCAGCUGAUCUGCUUGUGGAAAUCGCCAAACGCUUAGACAGCCCACUUUAUCUGCUUCGUUUCCGAUCCGUUUGUUCUUCAUGGAGAUCAUCUGUCUCUUCCAGGCUUCGAAAUUUACUGGGUCGAUUCCCCCUCCCAAACGACGGCAUGUCCAAUACCAUCCGGGGUUUCAACCUAGCCAAACGCCGGAUUUUUCUCAUUGGCUCGCCUGGAAAUACUAAUCAACCAAGCUCAGGUCACUGGCUUAUCAAAAUGGAAGAAAGCGUACCUGGUACCAUACGUCUAAUCAACCCUCUUUCAAGAUUUGAAAUCAGACCCUUGCCAGAAGAUUUCCCGAAGGUAUUGGACGUUUCCCGAUUUAGGGUUUAUGAAUUGAGUCAAGAAUACGUUCUCCAUUAUAUGCAUUAUCCCACGUUAGCUAAUUUCUCAGGCGAUGUUGGUAAUCUGUAUAUGGAGAAAGUUGUUUUCAAGUUCUUGGACUCUGAAAGUGAUAAGUUUGUGUUGUUGACAAUCCAUGUUUCUGGAAAAUUAGCUACAUUCAAAUCUGGGGAUAAGCGUUGGACUAUUAUCCCUGAUAUGCCUUCUCCCUAUGAUGAUGUGAUAUUGUACAAAGGAAAUUUCUACGCUGUUGAUAGCACUGGGCGUACCGUACUUGUUGGGUGUUCAUUAAAUGUGGUUUUGGUUGCAAAUCCUGUGUUUGGUGGAGACAAGAAGUUUUUGGUUGAGUCACGUGGUGAACUCCUUAUGGUUGAUAUGUAUCUAAGUUUGUCUCCUCCAGAAGAGGAUUUAGUUAGUGAUGAAGAUUUUGAGCAAUUUGACGCAUAUUUAGGUGAGAAAACAGUUAGUUUCAGAGUUCAUCAGCUGGAUAAAAAGGAAAAGAUGUGGAAAGUGGUGAAAAGCUUGGGGGAUCAAGUGUUAUUUUUGGGCGAUGAUUGCACGUUUUCUGCUUCUGCUUCUGAGUUAUCUGGCUGCAACAAUUGUAUAAUUUUUAAUAAUUAUGUCUUUUACAAUGGUGGUCAAGAAGAUGGUGUGUUCGGGGGUCGUGAUAUAAGCGUUUAUGAUGUGGGAAGUGGUAAUAUUGUACCCUUAGCUAACUAUCCAGAGUAUUCAAAGCUGUUUUGGCCACCUCCACAAUGGAUUACCACAAAUGAAGUACCACCUACUGAUUCAGCAUUAGGCGAUGUUCAAGCUCAACUUGAACAGAUAACCUUGUGAUUUCAUGAAUUGGGAAUUGCCCUACAGCUGGUUUUAUCAGUCGAAAUGGUAAGUCAGAUGGCCAUUGAAGUCUUUAUAGAGGGCUUAAUUGCAGUAUAUACACAACUCAAGUGCAGGCAAAACUAAUGCAAUGGUUGGUUGAAUGCUUAACGAAGUGCCGCAAGGAUGAUAUGUGCUUGAUUUUAGAGAAGUUGCUUUAUCAUUUUUGGCUAGGCAUAACCGAGUUGCUAAUGGACACCCAUGACCAAUUUUUUCACAUAAAAGUAUGAUGGAGUAUUGCCAUUUUCAUUUUUUCUUUUCUUUUCUAAAUCUAAGUAUAUUGUAACUAGUAUCUACUAUUUCCUUGGCAGUUCUAUUUUAUCUUUUUUGUAAAUACAUAAUUGUCUAAUCAAAUCAUUCCAAUGAACAUAUUCUGUUGCC
Molecule: messenger RNA, 1897 nt
Organism: Cannabis sativa
Lineage: Eukaryota; Viridiplantae; Streptophyta; Magnoliopsida; Rosales; Cannabaceae
Product: F-box protein SKIP23
Exons: 2
Coding region: 242-1477 (411 amino acids)
Molecular function (GO): protein binding
Source: RefSeq, a predicted model, not a curated record